AUGGCCAAACAAGAGAAGAAGAGAGCUGACAGGCUUCAAAAAAGAGUCGAUUCACUCACCAUCAAAUUAGAUGAAGCAAUGAAGGAUGAAUUGGUUGCAUUGUUGCUGGCAAACCAACAUAAAAUGACGGACAUUCAGAGAACAUUUUGGAUCUCACAGAUGGACGCAAUCGGAAAGGAUGACAAAAGGGGUAUACGAUGGAACCCAAUGCUUAUCCGCAUAGCGCUUCAUCUUCAUUCUUUGUCCCCAAAUACAUGUCAAUUUUUUGAUACUACUAAAAUCUUGAUUCUACCUUCAAAAAGAAGACUAUACGACUAUAGUCAUUUUGUUGAAGCACAAGAGGGCUGUCAAAAAGAGCUGUUGCUAAUGAUAAAGCAGAAAGCAGAAAAAUGUGGCUCUGAAGAUCACUUUUCAUACAUAAACUUAAUGUUCGAUGAAAUGAAUAUUAAAACUGGGAUUGUAACUCAUCGCUCUACUGGCAAACUCAUUGGUUAUACCAAUUUAAGUGGCGUUGAUGAAGAAAUUGCUAAAAUACAGCAAGAGCUCACUAUGAGGACGUACAGACCAAGACUUGCCAAAAAGGUGUUAGUUUAUGUGGCUCGAGGCAUUACAAGUGAUGUAAAAGAUGUUGUUGCUAUAUUUACCACAGAUGAUCUUGCUGCACACCAACUAUAUGAUCGUACUUGGGAUGUUAUAUACCAUCUAGAAGAGGCUGGAUUAAAGGUGUUAACAUUAUCUUUUGAUGGUGCGUCAGUUAACAGGAAGUUUGCCAUGAUGCAUGAAUCUCUGGAUAAAAGUUCUGCUUAUACUUAUUGCACCAAGAACUUAGCAACUGAAGAUCAUCGUCCUCUCUUUUUUAUCAUUGAUCCCCCUCACUUGUUAAAAACUAUCAGAAAUGCCUUAGCUAACUCGUUUAGUCACAGGAAAUCAAGAAAAUUGUGGAAGAAUGGGGAACACUUGUCCUGGAAGGUAUUAGAGGAAGUGUAUGAAAUUACAAAGAAUUGGAAGCAUACAGGGCAUAAAUUGAAGAAAGACCAUAUCAAACUGUCAAGUUUCAGUGUCAUGACUGUAAUUUAUGCGACUCAGAUCUUGAGCAAUUCUACUGCAAAGGCAAUUGAAGAUUUGUCAAGCCACCCGAGUAUGUCAAAGUAUCAGACGAAGGAGUUGGUCAAAUUCAUUCGUCUAAUGAACAGAUUUUUUGAUUGUGUUAAUACAAGAAUAGAACCAUCAGAAGAUACUACCAAUCAAGACAAAGAGCCAUUCUUUGAUGAAAAUGACAGUAGGCUUUCUUUCCUGGAGAAAGAUGUACUAAAUUACUUUGAGGAUUGGAAAAGUGAAGUCACUGAAAGGCCUGGAGAAUAUACCGAGGCGGAUCGUAACAAAAUGAUUAUUAGCCAUCAAGCUCUGGGUGCCUUACAAAUCACCAUCAAAAGUAUUACAUCUGCUAUUCGAUACAUGCUUCAAGUUGGAGCACCCUGUGUAGGAGCUAGAGUGUUUAAUCAAGAUCCAGCCGAACAAUAUUUUGCAAAGUUAAGAAGAAAGCAAGGAGAUGGGAAUAAUCCACUCGUGAAGAAUGUUUUAGAUUCUCGGCUAAGUUUAGUCGCUCAAGGCCAUGUUGCCUCAACUUCAACUUCUUCCAAAGGAAAUGUGCAAGGUGAGAAACGUAAGGGUGAAAUCGAAGUAGAUUCAAGUCCCCUUCCUUCAAGAAAAGUGUCAAGAAAGUCACAAGAAUGA
Thrips palmi is the source of this 1734-nucleotide messenger RNA. RefSeq lists its product as uncharacterized. The transcript has a single exon. NCBI's taxonomy places the organism in Eukaryota, Metazoa, Arthropoda, Insecta, Thysanoptera, Thripidae. The record is from RefSeq and is a predicted model, not a curated record. Bases 1 to 1734 code for a protein of 577 amino acids.